Molecule: messenger RNA, 721 nt
Organism: Salvia hispanica
Lineage: Eukaryota; Viridiplantae; Streptophyta; Magnoliopsida; Lamiales; Lamiaceae
Product: chaperone protein dnaJ 11, chloroplastic-like
Source: RefSeq, a predicted model, not a curated record
UUUCCAAUUGUAUAUUCACUUCUCUUUCUCUCCUCUCCAAACCAAAAAAAUCUCCGUUUCCCCUUCCGAUUUUUCGAUGCUACAGAGCCCCACGCUCGCCUCCACAUCGCCGGCUCCCCUCCAGCAAUUCCGCAGCCGCAAUAUGUCCGUCCGAGCCGAGGCGGCGCAGCUGGCCGUGGCGGCGGCGCCGGACCGCCGCAGCCUCUACGAGGUCCUCCGCGUGAGGCGGAACGCGUCGCAGGUGGAGAUCAAGACGGCGUACCGCACGCUGGCGAAGCUGCACCACCCGGACGCGAGAGCGCGGUUCAUGGACUCCUCGAUCGCAACGUCCGCGGACGGCGGAGACUUCAUCGAGAUCCACAACGCCUACGCCACGCUCUCGGAUCCGAACGCCAGGGCGGAGUACGAUCUCAAUUUGACCGUCGAUUCGCGCGGGCGGUGGAAUCCCGGCGGCUACCGGAGCCCUGGCAGGGGGAGAUUUUACCAGACGCGUCGCUGGGAGACGGACCAGUGCUGGUGAUGCCGCGUCAAUCGCGAUCCAGGAACAUUGACAAGUCGUAUGUAUAUGCUUUUGCGAUCCUUUUGAUUUUUCCGAUUUUUAGAAGGGGAAAUUAUUAGAAUACGGUUUUUCUUUGCUUUUUUUUUCUUUUUGUUUGGAAUUCUGAAUGUAAUUCCCCGGUGUAGAAAAGUAUAAUAUUAAUGAAGACUGAUUAUUGAGAAA